AUGGCUCUCGUCAAUGUUUGGCAUCUUCGAAGAGUUGCAGAGGCAUCAGCUAAGCCGUGCGACAUCUGUUACAAGCCAACCACGAGCGUCCUAAUCACUCCAGACAACAAGGACUACUUCUAUAUCUGCCCAGGACACCUGAAAGACCGUGGCUUUUGUACUCCUGUUAUUGAUGAAGAAGAAUUAGCUGCUAAGAGAAAGAAGGAGGAAAUGGAUCGUGAGAUUGAGCUUAUCAAAAAAGAAUACGAGGACAAGAUGAAAAGGAAGAAGAGCAAAGUUAAGAAAGGAGAAGACAAGAACAAGGACAAAGAGAAGGGAAAGGACGAUGAGAGCAAAGACGAUGUUGAUGUUGAGAAGGCAGAGAAAGAGAAAGAUGCCAAGAUCAAAGCAAUUACGAAUAAAGAGCCAUCGUCAACUGCGGAUGACAUCCCUCGAAUCUACACUCUUCAGAAGGUAUUCUAUCAGAAGAGGCUUGAUCGUAUUCGAAACGCAGAGCUUGCCAAGAGAAACCGAGAGCGUCUUAAAAGUCCUACUUUAUUUCCGUCUGUUCCCGCUGGCAAUCUCGGAUGA
Molecule: messenger RNA, 570 nt
Organism: Letharia columbiana
Lineage: Eukaryota; Fungi; Ascomycota; Lecanoromycetes; Lecanorales; Parmeliaceae
Exons: 4
Coding region: 1-570 (189 amino acids)
Biological process (GO): vacuolar transport
Cellular component (GO): endosome
Source: RefSeq, a predicted model, not a curated record